This is a messenger RNA of Anthonomus grandis grandis, 953 nucleotides long. RefSeq lists its product as uncharacterized. The coding region runs from base 33 to 953 and encodes 306 amino acids. The record is from RefSeq and is a predicted model, not a curated record. The transcript is spliced from 3 exons. Lineage: Eukaryota; Metazoa; Arthropoda; Insecta; Coleoptera; Curculionidae.
GUGAGUCGGCUAUAAAAAGAAUUGUGGAAACAAUGGAAAUCGAGAAUUUUGGCCCAAUAGAUGUAAAAAACAAAAUAAAAACUCUAAGGUCGACGUAUGUACAAGAGGUAGCAAAAAUUAAGAAAUCGCAAAGCUCUGGGGCCGGAGCCGAUGAAAUAUAUAUACCAAAAAUGAAGUGGUUUUCAGUUAUGCAUAUGUUUUUACAAACAAUGGAUAAGAGAAGGGUAACAUGCAGUAAUUUGGCUUCAGAAACAUAUAAUGGAUCGAAUACAUUACAAGUAGAAGAUGAAGUUGAAGAGGCAACACACGAAGAAGUACCAUUAGCAGCAGAGGUAAUAAAAGCGAAUGUUAGUGGAGCUAUUAAUGAACCUACUCCAAAACGCCAUAAGGCAGCGAAGUCCAAGAUUAAAGAAGUUGCUGGUUGCAUCAAAGACUUAAAUUCUUUAACGACGUCUAUUCGAGAUCUACAAUCUACGGAAUCAUCUGAAAAUGAAUUCGAUAUUUUCGGGAAGAGCGUAGCUGCACAAUUAAAUAAGUUGCCCCUUUUAGCGGCCGUCACGGCUCAAGCUGAAAUUCAGCAAAUUUUGACUCGUUCCAGAGUGUCAAAUAUAGAAGGUACAAGCACCUCAUUAGGUUCUUCCAGAUGCACCAGUGCAUUUAGUACUUUGCCGAUCCCGGAAUCAGGUGAAACCUUGAUUUCUCCAGAAUCACCCAACACAUCCCUACCACCGGCAGAUAACAAUACAAGCAAUAUUCUUUCCGAAGCAUAUAGAUCUGCUUUUGAUCUAGAUACUGAUAAUUGGGAAGUAUUACUGUCGGUAGUAACCGACGCCAUGGCCUCGGUGGCCUCCGCCGUGCUGAAGCACACGGGAGCCACUACAAGCGGGUACCAGUGGCGAGGGGGCUCUAGGAGUGGCCGAGGUCGUGGCAGGGGAAGGGGGAGGGUAGAAUAG